AAACAGAAGGCCACUCAUCUCUCAAACCUCGAUCGUCAUCACCCCAAACGUCGUUGCUUUCCAGCUCCUCCAUUUAUAUAAUAUACACUAAAAUCAAGAAGAAAAAUCACCUUCCAUUGCCACCAAAACCAGAUUCAUCCGAAGUAAUCCAACCUCAAAAUCUCAAACCUCUUUUUCUCUCUGUCUCUGUCUCUCUCGAGAGAGAGAGAAAUGGACGACAUGCCAAAUAUGUCUCCUCCGCCCAAGGGCGACCUGACGAACACAACUUAUGGUACCAUGAUGAUGAGCAGCGGCCUCACAUGGGGCAAAGAUGUCAUCAUCCUCUUCCCCAAGUGGCCUGACAACAACCUCGGCAUGUACGUCUUGGCUCUCUUCUUCAUCUUCCUCCUCGCUGUCGCGGUCGAGGUAUUGUCCGUUUUGCCCAAACACAGACCGGCCGCCAAACCCUACCUAUCCCUCCUCGGUCAGACAGGCGUCCACACCUUUCGUACCGGUUUGGCUUACCUGGUCAUGCUCUCUGUCAUGUCAUUCAAUAUUGGAAUCCUCAUCGCCGCCGUGGCCGGCCAUGCACUAGGUUUCUUCAUCGUUAAGGUUCGUGAUCAUGGCCAACACCCCGACUCGCCCGAGCCCAAAGUUUGAUUUGUCUUCUUGUUGUUGAUCGGUGCUUAAGUUUGUGUGGGUGCUUGGGUUUGUUUCUAUCUUCUUUUUUUGUUGGUCUGUUAUGUAGUGCGUGACUAUAUUUAACGGGAAAUAUUUUUGCUCAUUAUCUAAUUUAUUAUUGUCAUAUGAGUUUAAAUUUUGACAUUUAUGUGAUUAAUAGACAUAAAUUUCAGAAUUUAAAUUCAUCUAACGAUGAUAAAUAAGAUGGUGGUGAGGAAAAGUUGCCCCAUAUUUUAUGUGUGCGCUUGUUGUGGUUGCUUUUUUUUCACCUAAGAUUUUCAUGUGCUUGUUGUGUAGUGCUUUAGCUAGUUUGCUUGUGGCUCUAAUGAACUAAUAUUUGUAUGAUUUGCAUAUUUCUGUUCGAAUGAACUAGUAUUUGAACUA
Molecule: messenger RNA, 1044 nt
Organism: Malus domestica (apple)
Lineage: Eukaryota; Viridiplantae; Streptophyta; Magnoliopsida; Rosales; Rosaceae
Product: copper transporter 2-like
Biological process (GO): copper ion transmembrane transport
Cellular component (GO): plasma membrane
Molecular function (GO): copper ion transmembrane transporter activity
Source: RefSeq, a predicted model, not a curated record